Messenger RNA from Amphibalanus amphitrite, 468 nucleotides. RefSeq names its product lectin BRA-3-like. Bases 1 to 468 code for a protein of 155 amino acids. The transcript has a single exon. Gene Ontology annotation, molecular function: signaling receptor activity. NCBI's taxonomy places the organism in Eukaryota, Metazoa, Arthropoda, Thecostraca, Balanomorpha, Balanidae. The record is from RefSeq and is a predicted model, not a curated record.
AUGAGUCCCACAGUUCUGCUUGCGUUUCUCGUCGCCGCCGUCGCCGGCGCUGAGGCCGCGUGUCCAGCCGACUGGGUGGAGCUGAACGGCGACUGCUACUGGUGGACCCCCUCCUCCAUCAGCGGAUCUCAGCUUGCAGACGCCUGCCGCGCCGUCCUCACCGACGCCGUGCCCGUGUCCGUUCACUCUGCCGCGCAGAACUCCCAGCUGGCUGAGAGUCUGGUGCACGGCUUCCCAGUCUGGCUGGGUCUUUACCGCCCCGACGGCAGCGGCGCCGAGUUCGCAUGGACUGACGGCUCACAGAUCGACUUCCAGUUUUGGGCGGACGGUCAGCCGGCCGGCGACGGUGAGCUGUGUGUCUACAUCAACGCCGACCCGCAGACGGGCACCUGGGCCGCCUGCGACUGCCAGCAGUGGAUGCUGCCCUACAUGUGCCGGCUGCCUGGCGGUGCGGCGAGCAGAGGCUGA